GGUCAUGCAGCAUUGUACCGGCACGAACACGAGCACAAUGCAACUCGGGAGUGGCGCCAACGGCCGUGCCGCCCAACCGCGUGAGCUGUUGCAAGGAAUUGUGCUUUAGCAGCAGUCAAAUGUCCAAAAAAAAGUCUUUUGACUUCUUUUAUGUAGAUAGAUACAUUUCUCCGAAGUGAAUUCGCUUUAUUGAACUUGAAUAUACAGGAGGCCCAAGGCAGACGUGGUUCUCUGUAGUAGAUUUGAACCAUUUACAAGAUGUUAUUGACAAAAGCAGUUAUGGGCUCUCAAACCGUCGCCAUUGCUGUCGUGCUCACCGUGACCUUCAAUACAGCUGCCGCUCGUUCGCCACCACGCUGUUAUAGAUCACCGACAACUGGUUACUGCUAUGGACGGUACUUAAGGUGGUUCUACGAUUAUAACACAACUCAAUGCAAGAUGUUCACAUACAGUGGAUGCUUUGGUAACUUCAACAGGUUUUCUUCGGAGCAAAGAUGCCAAGAAAUUUGCUUACCAAACAACCCGGCCCAUUCAGUCUGCAGUGUGGGCCCAGAGGUUGGCGUGUGCAGGGGAUCUCUUCCCAUGUGGUAUUUUGACCCUAGCUCAGGGGUCUGUCGUGGAUUUGUGUACAGUGGUUGUGGUGGAAACAGCAACAAGUUCUCAUCUUGUGAGGAAUGCAUGGACAGAUGCAGUGGCGAUUACCAUGUCAAAGGAAUAUGCAAGUAUCUUCGACGGAGAUUUUCGAAGCAGUUUCACCAGAGUGCCGUAAUUCACUCAAACCUCCGCCCAUGGCUACGUCAACAGCCAGCCACAAGAGGAAACUUACCGAGUGGUUUGAAAACAAGGACGAGUAGUGAAGAUUUUUCGUAUUUGACGGAAUAAAUUUUUGGCUGCAAACAAAAAUAA
Dermacentor andersoni is the source of this 906-nucleotide messenger RNA. The record is from RefSeq and is a predicted model, not a curated record. NCBI's taxonomy places the organism in Eukaryota, Metazoa, Arthropoda, Arachnida, Ixodida, Ixodidae.